GAACCUCGUAAAAGCCGGAACUACUGAAGCCACUAGAGAAAGUUUAAGUUUGUACGCUGUUGACCAAAUGGUCAUUAGAAGAUGGCAGUACACAUCCCAGGUCUGUUAGCUGUCAUUGUGUUUUAUGUGAUUAUCCUCAUCACUGGCAUCUGGGCAUCGAGAAAGUCCAAAAGAGAGGAGGAAAAAUGCACAGGAGAGCGAAGCGAAGUAUCAGUGGUAGGAGGAAGAAACCUCAGUGUCUGGGUGGGUGUGUUCACAAUGACUGCCACUUGGAUCGGAGGUGGUUUUAUACUUGGAACUGCAGAAAUGGUUUAUAAUCCAUCUGAAGGUCUGGUCACAAGCCUGGCACCUGUUGGAUUUUCACUCACUCUCAUUAUCGGAGGACUAUUUUUUGUGAAGCCAAUGAGAGUUAAGAAUUAUGUAACCAUGAUGGACCCGUUCCAGAUUAAAUACGGACAUGCACUGACAGGCGUAUUUUUCAUUCUGGCAUUCAUUGGUGACGUAAUGUGGGUAGCCUGUGUUCUUGCAGCUUUGGGGGGUACAAUGACUGUCAUCCUUGACUUAGCUUCAUACCAGUCUAUCAUCAUCUCUGCAGCUGUUGCUAUAUUUUACACUUUACUGGGAGGCCUGUACUCUGUAGCAUAUACGGAUGUUAUCCAGCUCAUCUUUAUUGCUGUCAGCCUGUGGAUCUGCAUUCCGUUCCUCAUGACAAACUCUGCGGUGACUGAUAUCACCUAUACAGCCACCCACGAAGUAUAUCAAGUGCCAUGGAUUGGCACUGUGGAUGAGAAGACAGUAUGGCCGUUAAUUGACAACCUUCUGUUAAUAACCCUUGGUGGACUUUGCUAUCAGGCAUUUUUUCAACGUGUCCUGGCAGUGUCCACCACGCGGCAAGCUCAAGUGACAUGCUACGUGGCAGCCGCUUGCUGUUUCUCUUUAGGCAUUCCUCCCGUGCUCAUCGGAGCAGUCGCUGCAUCAACAGACUGGAAUCAGACCAGCUACGGUCUUCCCACCCCAUAUGACAAAGGGGAGGCCAGCUACAUUUUGCCGAUAGUCCUUCAGCAUCUCUGCUCUGAAUACAUAGCUAUUGCUGGAAUUGGAGCUGUAGCUGCUGCUGUCAUGUCAUCAAUGGAUUCUGCACUGCUCUCUUGCAGCUCCAUGUUUGCUCGAAAUAUUUACAAACGAAUAUUAAGGAAAAAAGCAUCUGACCGAGAGGUCCAAUGGGUGAUCAAAUUUGGAAUUCUUCUGUUUGGACUCAUUGGCAUGGGCCUGGCACUAUUAACCAAUUCAGUCUAUUCUCUGCUUUUAAUGAGUGGAGAGUUGAUAUACGCUGUGUUUUUCCCACAGCUGGUGUGCAUCAUGUAUCUUCCGAAGACUAACGCCUUUGGGGCAAUAGCUGGAUUAGUGGUGGGAACGACAUUGAGACUUUUAAGUGGAGAACCUUUCCUCCACAUUCCCCCUGUUAUUCAUUAUCCAGGCUGCACACUUAUAGAUGGAGUUUAUGUGCAGUUCUUCCCAUUAAAAACUCUUUCAAUGAUAGUUUCCUUCUUCACCAUUGUGUCUGUAUCCUAUUUAUUUUUAUUCCUUUUUGAAAGGGGCUUCCUGCCUGAAAAAUGGGAUAUUUAUAAUUUAAAGGAAAAAGCUGCUGUGACACUUAAAACUAUUAACUUGGAAGAACACAAUGAAACAAUUUCUCUUGAUAAGAUAAAUUGUGAAAAUGGUGCUGAAAGUAAUAAAUGAGUGGAGUUGUUAGUAUUAUAAUUACAGCUAUUUUAAAGAUGGCCUUUAUUUGGAUUAGUUGGAAAAGCAUAGCACAUUGUUAUAACAUUAUUAUUAAAAAAGGAGUCCUCUCUGUCAUCUCAAAGCUGCGUGAAGUGUUUUUACAGUUGCUGGAGUGCCAAUCCUGCCACCAACCCCCAUGAUUUCCCUGCAAGUUGGAGAACUGCUUGCAGGGCCAGAUGCAGUUUAAUGUCAUACCAAGGGUCCUUCCAGACAGACAAUAUCUUUGUAUAAUGUUAGGGAAAUUAUGGGGGAUGGUGGCAGGAUUGGAACUCCAGCCACCGUAAAAACACUUCAUGCAGCUCUGAGAUGACACGACAGGACUCAUUUCUGCUCACCGCAGGAGUAGCUCUGCUGCACCUGCCCAUAGGAAGGCUGCUAGCAUUAUGAAAGGGGAUGGGGGGAAAGCCCAUCAUCCCUGGAAGUGUCAAAACCAUUGGCAAGCCAAUGGGGUCAGGCCUGUUGGGGAUCGGAGCUGGUAUGAUGCUGAGGCGUCACCCACUACACGGCAGCACUUGGGUCCCAAUUUGAGGUGACCCAUCUGGGUAGGCACGUGGAAUGUCUUGUCUCUUCGGCAUGAUGAUCUUCCUCUGCUGUCGGAUAAUGCUUGUAAACUUCGCAUUUCAGUGGGGGCACUCUCUGAUGUGUGCAGACCUGGGACUGGCCAGUUCUCUGUAGGUGGGGUACACCUUUAUUGGUCUGAUGGCUGGAGCUGUUGCCGUUGUUUCAAUGAUGUCUCUGUGAGGGAGACAUUUUAUUUGAAACUUUGCUUGGUGGUUGAUGGGUUCCCGCGAGGUGACACUCCUCUGGUCAUGGGUGACUUCAUUGUGACCACUGGCACUGACAGGGCUGGCUAUGAGGAUUGGAUCUGGUGAGUGUGGUGAAAGUGGCUCCAUGUUCCUUGACUUUGAAAAAGGUCAGGGGCUGCGGAUCGCUAUAUACUGGUUCCAACACCUUGAGCCACAUCGUUGGACUUGGUACUCCAAUACUGGUGGUGUGGUGAAAGAGAUCAAUCACAUCCUCAUGGACAGACACUGCAGGGUUUUACAAAACUUCAGGGUCUACAGAAGUGCCCAGUUUGUGCCCACAGACUUGUUGUUGCUACUCUGAAAAUCCAGCUUAGAUCCAGUAGGCUACCACCUACUAGGAAAAUGAGGCUAGACCUGGAUAGAGACUCCAAGAUCAGGCUGUUUCUAAUGAGUUUGCACACAGUUUGUGUGAGGAACUUACAGACUUGAGGGUGACUGCCAAUCCUAAUGUGAUGUGGGGGACUUUCCAUGACAAGACCCUGAACAUUUCUGAGGGUUGUGUUGGUGUUACCGGUGUUCCCAGAAGGAGGUGUUUCAUGUCUCAGGGCACCCUGAAUAUCAUUGAGAAGAGUCGCAGCGCACGGCUUGAUGGCAACUCCGGUCUGUACCAGGAACUGAGAAGGAUGACUGCGAGGGCUCUGAGGGCAGAAAAGUAAGUGUUUGUUAGGGCAAACUAUGAGCAAAUGACACACCAUCUAUGGUCUAGUGACCUAUGUCCUCCUUAUAGAGGAAUCAAAGCAUUACGCACAUCCGAAUCUGUUCUUCAGAGAGUAGCAGUCAUGACAGCUGAUGGAACGGUCCUCACGGAUAACACUGCAGUUGUGACCCACUGGGCUGGCUGCUUUGAGCAGCUGUUUAAAGCUGAUCCUCCAGCUAGGAUGUUGGAUAUCUCGGGUCCAUGGUUCUUGAGGCUGAUCCUCCAAUUAUCUGUGAACCAUCCAAUCUCAUUGUGGUUUUGGGAGUGAACUUCUCCAGGUUGUUGGUAAGGCUGUCUUCUUGGCAUUGCAAGCAAUCUUUGCUUUCAUUUGUGAGACAGGCGUCAUCCAAACUGACUGAAAAAUGGGACUUGUCACCCCUAUCUGGAAAAGGAAGGGUGAUCGCCUAGAUUGCGGCAACUACAGGGGGAUGAUAUUGCUCUUGGUACCAGGUAAGGUCCUUACUACAGUGUACCAUCGACCGCAUCAUGGCACUGAGGGUUCUAAUGGAGCGCAAAUGUGAAUAUCGGCAGAGAUUCUUUGUAGUCUUUGUUGAUUUUCAUAAAACGUUCAACUCAGUUGAUCAAGCUGCCCUGUGGGACAUCCUGAGAAUUUACGAGAUCUCCUCAAAGUUUUUGGAUAUCAUGGCUGGCCUGUACACUGGAACUGUGAGUGCUGUGCAGAGUGGAAGCAGAACCCCUGCAUUUUGCCCAGUUGAUUCUGGGGUUCAUCAGGAGUGUGUUCUUGCUCCUACUCUGUUCAGUGCUUGCAUGGACUGGGUGAUGGGCAGGAUCUUGGGAUCCUGAGGCUGUGGGGCAUUUGUUGGUAAAGAGAGCGGGGCUCUUGACAGACUAAGUGAGGAGUCUGAGUGUCUGGGAUUGCAAGUGUCCUGGAUAAAAAACAAGAUCUAAGCCUUUAAUGACCUCUUGGGCACAACCUUCAGCAGUGUGUCUGUCUGUGGAGAGAGUCUCAACCUUGUUGAGAGAUUUACUUACCUCAGCAGCGACAUUCAUGUCUCUGGUGACUCUUCCUCUGAAGUCAGUAGAUGGAAAGGGCUGUGUGAAAGUCCUGAUAUCUUUGCAAAAGGAUGAAGGUCUAAGUGUUUAGAGUCUUGGUGCUUCCUGUUUUGCUGUAUGGUUGUGAGACAUGGACACUCUCCAGUGACCUGAGACAAACUCUGGACUCCUUCGGUACUGUGUCUCUUCAGAGAAUCCUAGGGUACCGCUGGUUUGACUUUGUGUUGAAUGAGCGGUUGCUCAUGCAGUCCCGAAUGAGGCACAUUACCUGCCAUGUAAGGGAGCGUCAGUUACAGCACUUAUGGCCAUGUGGUGUGAUUUCCCAAAGGUGAUCGGGCUCGAAGGAUUCUCAUUGUUGAGGACCAAAGUUGCUGGACCAGGCCAAGGGGACGCCCACGUAACACCUGGCUGUGGCAGAUAGAGGAUCAUUUAAGUGGUGUGAGACUAGAUCGCGUGCCUGCCUGGGGGGUUGCCAACCAGUAUCCCGAGCUGUUUCAUUGUGUGGUGGGUGCAGCAAUAUGCUGUACCAGUGCAUUCUCCCUGACCUGACCUGACCAGAUUAUUAAAAAUUAAAAGACUUGUAAAGUGAAAAUAUAUUAUAAAUAUAUAGAUAAACUUAUGUUUUUCUAUAUUUUGCUUGAACUCUUACUUUUUGAAAAUGUAACAUUUUACACUUUGAGUUUCCCAGAUGAAAAAACAUUUAUAGAUAUUUUAAUCCUCAUGAAGUGAUGGCAUGCUUGCUUGAGGAACCAUGUACACAAUGGAAUAAGUCAGUAAUGUUGAACAUGGUUAAAGUUUAAAGUAAUAGCUAAGAGAUUUCUUGACCAGAACCUCCCUUGACACCCCUCAAAACGGAGCAAUUUGUCAGGUUUUAACAGAUGUCCUCUUUUACAGGACUCACACACUACACAGAUUCAAAAUUAAAAUGUCCGCUACUAAAACAUACCUUUAUUUUAUAGCAAAAUGAAAAUGUAGCCAGAGACUGCUUUAUUCAUAUAAUCAAUAAUAUUUUUUGCUUGUAACCUUGAAUCAUUUUACUAAGGGGAAUAUGAAGAUGUACUCAAGUUAAUUUUUCAUAAACUGUUUCACACUUACAUCUGUGUGUAUUUUUUAAAUAAAGAUUUAUUUUAUUACCAAAAAA
This is a messenger RNA of Erpetoichthys calabaricus (reedfish), 5440 nucleotides long. RefSeq names its product high affinity choline transporter 1-like. The transcript has 9 exons. Gene Ontology annotation, biological process: choline transport; transmembrane transport; acetylcholine biosynthetic process. Gene Ontology annotation, molecular function: choline:sodium symporter activity. Bases 82 to 1740 code for a protein of 552 amino acids. The record is from RefSeq and is a predicted model, not a curated record. NCBI's taxonomy places the organism in Eukaryota, Metazoa, Chordata, Cladistia, Polypteriformes, Polypteridae. Gene Ontology annotation, cellular component: plasma membrane.